Molecule: messenger RNA, 1182 nt
Organism: Argentina anserina (silverweed cinquefoil)
Lineage: Eukaryota; Viridiplantae; Streptophyta; Magnoliopsida; Rosales; Rosaceae
Product: protein FAR1-RELATED SEQUENCE 5-like
Exons: 1
Coding region: 1-1182 (393 amino acids)
Biological process (GO): regulation of DNA-templated transcription
Source: RefSeq, a predicted model, not a curated record
AUGAGGAAGUUUAAGCAGGACAUGAACCGUGCAAAUACAUUGAUUAUUAGAAGGCAGAUGGUCGUGUGUUCAAGGGAAGGACUAAGAAAAUCUAGGCCCGCUCCGAAAAGAUUCAAGGACUCUAUGCAUAAGUCAAAUGGGAGGAAAGACAUCAAGGGCCAGCAACCUCAGAAAGUUAUAAGGAAAAAGAGUCGCCGAGUAACCAGAUGCAGCUGUCAAGCGAGGCUUACUGUUAGGCUGUGUACCAAAAGAAUGGUCUACUAUGCCUCAGAAUUCACCACUGAGCACAACCAUGAAUUGACCAGACCUGAGCAUCGUCAUUUUAUGCCAUCCCAUCGGCAUGUUAGUGACUAUGACCUUGCUCAAGUUAAUACAUUGAGGAAAGUUUCAGUGAAACCUUGCCUUGCGUACGAGUACCUUGUUCACCAAGCCGGAGGCCACGAGUUUGUGGGAUUUACAUUGAGGGAUCUGUACAAUAAAAUGCAGGGUGAACGGAAAGAAAUCAUGAUUGAUGGGGAUGCACAAUCGUCCAUAAUGUGGAUGAACACCCAAGCACUGCGUGACCCUCAAUUUUAUUGCAUAUUCAAUGUCGAUGAGGAGGGAAGGCUUGCAAAUAUGUUCUGGCGAGACGAGCAAUCAUUGGCUGAUUACAAUGCAUUUGGAGAUGUUCUGAUUAUCGAUAGCACUUAUAAGACCAACAUUUAUGAAAAGCCCUUGGCUGUAUUUGUUGGGACUAAUAAUCACAGAGCAACUGUCCUUUUUGGUUGUGCACUAUUAGCAGAUGAAACUGAGGAGACUUACAUGUGGGCCGUCACAGCCUUUCUCACCUCUAUGUACGGCAAGAAACCAAUUUCUGUAAUUACCGACAGUGAUGAUUCUAUGCGUAAUGCGGUAACUACUCUCAUACCAGAGGCAAGACACCGUCUUUGUUCAUGGCAUAUUGGGAAUAAUGUGACGCAACACUUGGAAGACGCUGGAGCCCAAAAAGAUUUCUUUCAUUUGAUGUUUGCCGGUCUAACUAUUGACCAAUGGGAAUCUGCCUGGCAUUAUUUUGUGGCGAUGAACGAGCUUCAAGACAAUUCGUGGGUGGCUGGUAUGUAUGACAAACGUGAGAGAUGGGCAGAAGCUUUCUUUCGAGACUAUUUUUUGCUGGAAUCUCCAGCACCCAACGAUGUAUCAUAA